This is a messenger RNA of Coffea eugenioides, 1410 nucleotides long. RefSeq names its product zinc finger BED domain-containing protein RICESLEEPER 2-like. Gene Ontology annotation, molecular function: DNA binding. The transcript has 2 exons. The record is from RefSeq and is a predicted model, not a curated record. Bases 1 to 1410 code for a protein of 469 amino acids. Lineage: Eukaryota; Viridiplantae; Streptophyta; Magnoliopsida; Gentianales; Rubiaceae.
AUGAUUCUUGCACAUGAGUACCCAUUUUCUAUGAUGGAGCAUGUAGUUUUCAACAAAUUCAUGAAAGCAGUUUCUCCGUUUUAUAAAAAGAUUAAUCGGCAGACUGUUAAGGAAGAUUGUAUGAGUACUUAUACAAUUGAAAAAAGGAAGCUGAAAUCAUUGUUGAAAGGUCCUGGUAGGAUUAGUAUUACAACUGAUUUGUGGAAAUCUGGUCAAAAAAUUCAAUAUAUGGUUGUGACUGGUCAUUUUAUUGAUUCUGAUUGGGUGCUUCAAAAACGUGUGUUGAAUUUUUGCAAUGUUCCUCCUCCUCAUACUGGAGUUAUUAUAGCUGAUGCUCUAAGUAAGUGCUUCAUUGAUUGGGGGAUUGAGAAUAAGGUUUCUAGCAUAACUGUUGAUAAUGCUUCAUACAAUGAUGUGUGCAUUAGGAGACUUAGAGAGGAUUUUUCUCUAAGAAAGAGAUUAAGUAUUGGAGGAAAAAUUUUUCAUGUUAGAUGUUGUGCACAUAUACUUAAUCUCUUAGUGCAAGAUGGUCUUGGUCAACUUGGUGGUGUGAUUGAUGUUGUUAGAGAAGGGAUAAAAUACUUGAACAAUUCAGAAUCUAGGCUUCUUGAAUUUGCCAAAAUUAAAAAACAGCUUCAGUUGCCCUCUAGAAAACUAAUUUUGGACUGUCCAACAAGGUGGAAUAGCACCUAUUUGAUGUUAGCUUCAGGUUUAGAGUUCAAGGAUGUCUUUCCAAGAUAUGCAGACAUAGACCCUGGAUUUCACUAUGUUCCUACUGAUUUUGAGUGGAUGAAAGUGGAAGAAGUGUGCAAAUUUCUAGGAAUAUUUCAUGAAAUCACUGAUAUGAUUUCCGGGACUGAGUAUCCAACAUCUAACAUUUUUCUUGUGGAGCUCUAUAGGAUUAAAGAGCUUUUAAAUGAAAAAGCUCUUGAUCCUUUUGAGCAUAUUCGGGCAAUGGCUGGAAGUAUGUCUGCUAAAUUUGAUAAGUAUUGGGGGGAAAGUAAUGUGCUGCUAUCUUUGGGUGCAAUUUUGGAUCCGAGAUACAAAAUGUUCCUUAUUAAUCAUGCUUUUCCGGUGAUUUAUGGUGAGGAUGCAGCUCCUAGAUUCAUGGCUGAGAUUAGAGACAUUCUUUAUGAGCUUUACAAUGAAUAUGUUGAUUGUCAUGUUGUUUCCCAUUCUGAACAACAGAGGCAGGUUGUAAAAAGGAGACAAAAUGAAGGUUCUACUUCUUCUAGUAAGAAACAGAAAAUGACUGCACCCGCCGUUUUAACUGGCAAAGAAAAGUUUCACAUGCAUGUGAGUGAAAUUGAUAGGGCUUCACCAGAAAAAUCAGAUUUAGAUGUUUAUUUAGAGGAAAGUAGGUAUGCUUGUGAUGCAAGGGCAAAUCUGGAUGUUUUGGGCUUUUUCUGA